Molecule: messenger RNA, 890 nt
Organism: Arachis duranensis
Lineage: Eukaryota; Viridiplantae; Streptophyta; Magnoliopsida; Fabales; Fabaceae
Exons: 1
Coding region: 110-643 (177 amino acids)
Source: RefSeq, a predicted model, not a curated record
UCUUCCAUCAUCAACAUUCAUCACUUUGAAACUAAAUUUCGCAUCACCCCAAUCACACUCUAUAACUAUCAGUCAGUCACGCUAGUUACUUAGUUAUUACAUAUACAUUAUGCCUUUGACGAAGAAGAACAGUGAUCUUUCUCACAGAGCAUGGAAGCUGUUGAGGGUUUCAUUGCUAUGGGCUCGCAAAGGGGGCGUGUUCAAGCGCAGGCUUGCGAUGGAGUUGCGUCUUGUGCCCAAGUACUUGAAGCGUCUCGGCCACACAACAACGUCUUCAUCACAAAGCAAUCAAAUUCAUUACUUUGAGCGUGAGCUCUCAUUUGAUAAGACUCCAAUCUUCCAUGUCAAGAUGUACCGUCCUAAUUCCUCCAUGCGCUUCCUUCACUUGCCUCACAUCCCAUGUAUAAAUCCUCACGUUGAUUUCGACUACGACUUUGAAGAUGACAAUGCCGACCACGACAUAAUUGGAUACCACAAUAAUCAUCAAGAAGAAUGGAAAGAAGAUGGAGAAGAACAAGAAGAAGGGAUAGAUAAGAGAGCUGAGGAGUUCAUUGCUAAGUUCUACGAGCAAAUGAAGCUUCAGCGACAGAUUUCUUAUCUACAAUACAAUGGGACACCAAACAGAGACACUACUACUUGUUGAGAAUUUCCAUUUCCUGCCACAAUAUGCAGUUCUUUUAUUAUUUGAUUAUUUCCCAUCACUUAAAUUUUUUGAAGCCACGGCUAAUGGUAGAAAGUUUUGGAUCUUGAAAAGUAUGAGACAUGAGUAGUUGAGAACUAUUGCGAGAUGUUUGUAGAUACUGGGAGGUAUUACUAUUUUUGUAUUCUUGUAUUUACAUUUUUUUUCUUAGUUAUAUCAAUAAAACACUGCGGGUUAAUUAAUAUACUAA